AUGUCAAGAAUGCUGUCAAUUCGCGAGAAUUCUCUCCACCACCAGCUGUAUAGAGCGAUUGUUUGCAAGGAAUGCAAAGAUAAAGCUCAAAACAUUCCUAUUGUUGCUGACAAAGCUUAUGAAAAAACAGUUCUGACAGUUCAACUCCAAAUUGGCGGAGAUGACUGUAAGAAGAAGGGAGCGCCAUGCUGCACCCAACACAAAGAUGCUGGAUGGGUGCAUCGUCCGGCAGUUUACAUAUGCUAUGAUAAUUCGGUGGUACUAUGUGAAGAAUGCAAGUCUGCGAUUUCACCAGACCAACUUGUGUUUGAUAUCAAAUGUCUUUCAAAUUAUUAUUUGGAAACUCUCGGCCUCUUCAAAAAAGACUUGAAAGAGAGCCUCAAAGUUCUAACUGAAAAGUUGGAUUUGUACAAAAGAGCUCUCCCAUCGUUCGAUUUGAAGUCUUGGUAUCAUGAAUGGGCUCAGCGACAACUUCGUCAUCUUGAUACUGCCGGAGAUUACGUCACGGAUCCAGUCGAGGAUCUAAACAGCAUUUGCAUCAAAACAGGUGCUAGUAUUAUGGCCGUCACUGGACCACUCGAAUCUAGAAUUCAACAGAUGAAAGGUCUUUUGAAAGACGUGGAGAAAGCGCUGUUGAUGGAUGUGAUAGAGUUGGUUGCAAGAAAAGAAGUAUUUCAGAGCUUGAACAGCCGGAAAAGUAACAUCAAAACUUUGUACCUUCCUGAUGUUCAAGGACCACUAUAUAAAUACUUUCCUCUACUAGAUGAGCAGAGAAGGAGUAUCUAUUUGCAAUACAUUCGCAAAAUCGAAAUCUAUGAUUUCUCAAAGGAAAGCCAUAUCUCAAAAGGGUUCACCGAAUGGCUGGAGACUAUGGAGCACACAACUAAAAUAUGUGACGAUUUGUCAGUUCGAUUGCUGGAGAAAACCGAUGGCAGUUGGACGAUCAUGAUGAUAACCGAUAUUGUCAAUAUCACGCAAUUUGAAACAGAAGAUGGCGAAGGCGACGAGGAAGAAUGUGUUAUUUUUUCACAGAACGAAAAACGUAGAAAAAAUGUGCAAUUUUUGGAGAAGACGGACAAGUAUAAGAUCAAGUGGGACCAAUAUGAUCAUCCCCACGAAUACAUUGGAGAGAACACGAUUAGUGUUGAGGACAGAACGGAAGCAUAUAAAAAACUGAUGUUCUAUCUCAAUAAAAAUUACGGAUCUGAUUUAGACUACGAUGGGGUUUUGGAGAAGUACACCAAGUAG
Messenger RNA from Caenorhabditis remanei, 1248 nucleotides. RefSeq lists its product as uncharacterized. Lineage: Eukaryota; Metazoa; Nematoda; Chromadorea; Rhabditida; Rhabditidae. The transcript has 9 exons. Bases 1 to 1248 code for a protein of 415 amino acids. The record is from RefSeq and is a predicted model, not a curated record.